AUGACAAGCGCAUUUUCCUUUACACACCUGAUUGUCUCGCGGGUUGUAGUUGGCCUUGGUGUUGGUGGACUACUGUCGACUGUCCUUGUUUGGCAAGCAGAGAUCUCUCCAGCGGCAAAGCGUGGCACCCAUGUUACGACUAGUGGGAUCUUUGCCUCGAUAGGUGGCCUGUUUGCCUUGGCCUUGGAUCUUGGGAUGUCAUUCGCUCCUGGAAGUGUAGGGUGGCGCUUCCCCAUGGCAUUCCAAGCUCUGCUGUCCCUGAUGACUAUGGGAUUUACGUGGGUUCUUCCUGAAUCCCCUCGCUGGCUCAUGAUGCAAAAUCGAGUGGCGGAAGCACGGGAAGUUUUCACGGUCUUGGGAGCUGUUGUUACCGAACAUCCUAAGAUAGAGAAUGAGAUUCAAAACGUACAGUCAUCCCUCAACCAAGGAGAGAACUCAUCAAAUCGGGUAUUUGAAAAGGGACCACAGCGUAUAUUCCAUCGCACAAUCAUUGCCGCAAGCCUGUUAAUGUUUGCGCAAUGCACGGGCAUCGAUGUUGUUGGACUCUAUACAAACAUCAUAUUUGAAAGCUACCUGAACCUGGACCCUUUACUUUCCAGGGUUCUGGGUGUGGUUUACCAAAUAGUCAGUCUCCUGGGAGGCAUUGUAUGCGUUUUUACCGUUGAUGGACUGGGCCGGCGGACUCUAAUGUUGUCAAGCGCGACAGGCAAUGCCAUCUGUAUGGCUCUCGUGGCUGGAUUGGGCUCUCAGACUGAGAAUAAAAUGGUCAUUCACGGGUCUGUCGUAUUUAUCUCCCUCUUCCAUUUCACCUUUAUCGUUGGUUUUGCUGGGGUGCCCCUGCUCUAUGCGUCAGAAAUUGCACCCUUGAAAAUGCGUGGCACGAUCAACGGUAUCAGCAUCAGCACUCUUUGGGCAUUCAGCUUCCUCAUCACAGAGGUCACACCAAUUGUCUUUGAAGCUAAUGGAUGUAGAUUUUUCAUCGUUUUCGCUACUUCUAAUGUGAUCAUCAUGGCAGCGGUAUACUUCUUAUUCCCAGAGACCUCUGGGCACACCCUGGAAGAGAUAGACCAGAUUUUCAUCUCCUCGAAGACCAUUUGGGAGCCGGUCUGGGUGGCUAAGCGGCUGUCACAGUCAGACCCGGAGGAAUUGCAGAGAAAAGGACAUACGACCCUGAAGGUGUGA
Messenger RNA from Penicillium longicatenatum, 1182 nucleotides. Its product is annotated as sugar transporter. Gene Ontology annotation, molecular function: carbohydrate:proton symporter activity. Gene Ontology annotation, cellular component: membrane. The transcript has 2 exons. Bases 1 to 1182 code for a protein of 393 amino acids. Gene Ontology annotation, biological process: carbohydrate transport; transmembrane transport. The record is from RefSeq and is a predicted model, not a curated record. Lineage: Eukaryota; Fungi; Ascomycota; Eurotiomycetes; Eurotiales; Aspergillaceae.